Messenger RNA from Dissoconium aciculare CBS 342.82, 774 nucleotides. RefSeq lists its product as uncharacterized. The transcript has a single exon. The annotation marks the transcript as partial. NCBI's taxonomy places the organism in Eukaryota, Fungi, Ascomycota, Dothideomycetes, Mycosphaerellales, Dissoconiaceae. The record is from RefSeq and is a predicted model, not a curated record.
CAGACGGAGGCCGUUGUCUCCGCUGACUGCCAGAAGCUAUGCGAUAGCCUGUUGGGUGCAAAGGUCACGAUCCCAACAGGGACAAUGUUCAGCAGUGAUCGGCUUCUGAAGAUUCUGGAAUUAGUGAGAUUCCGGAGUGAGGCGCGCAUCUUUCGCGACGUCACGCCCCUGCUCGUUCCAUCCCCGGAACUUCUUUACAUCGAUGGUCAUGAUAGCCUGGAGCAUGUCCGGGAAGCUAUCGAUGCGGAAUGGACCAAUUGCGAACCCAUCUGCGGUCCUCAGCCUAAGCCCGACCUCACCAUCGGGAUCGCAGCGACCGCUUUUACAGACGAAGAGAUCGAGACGAUGCGCCUGAAUUGCCUACACACUUGUGAGAUCCUACCGUCUGAGCGCAUCUAUUGCCCUUUCCUCAUCUGCGAAGCAAAAGGCAAUAGAGGUACAAUAGAAGAAGCAGACCGCCAGGGCAUGCACGCAGCGAGCAUUGCAGUACUUUCGAUUGUGCAGCUUUUUACCAACAUCUCAGCGAUAGACGAAGUCGAUGGUAGGAUUUUGGCAUUUUCCGUCUCGCACAACAAAGAGAUUAUCAAGAUCUUUGGACAUUUUGCCGUGGUCAGGGAUGGAUCACCACGAUACUUCCGACGUCGGGUCUUUGUCACCGACUUUGCAGAAGAUGUUGCGGUUGGGCAGUGGCAUAAGACGUAUGGUGUGGUCUCCGCGAUCUACAAGAACUUCUAUCCCCAGCAUCUUGCUCGAAUCAAGUCUGCGCUCUCCCGG